This is a messenger RNA of Capsella rubella, 577 nucleotides long. RefSeq names its product protein PSY2. Bases 183 to 389 code for a protein of 68 amino acids. The record is from RefSeq and is a predicted model, not a curated record. The transcript is spliced from 2 exons. Lineage: Eukaryota; Viridiplantae; Streptophyta; Magnoliopsida; Brassicales; Brassicaceae.
UUUAACACACACACACACCACACAGAAAACAAAACAGGCUUUAAUGUUUAGUCUCUUGUUCACGUGAAAGAACAGAUUGCAUUUGGAUAACCUCCACAAGCAGAAACGAUUUUGAUAUCAUCAUAUCUAUAAAUAUAUACGAGACGUAUACAUAUUACCUCUCAACUCAAACCAAUUAAGAGAUGAGUUUUGGAUCUCGUCUUCUUUUGUUUCUCAUACUAACCCUUCCACUUGUUGCAUCUUCAUCCCGGAACACUCUUUCUAUUUCAGGAAUUGGGCAGACAAGGACAUUGUUGAUGGUCAGCAUCGAGGAUUAUGGUGAUCCGUCUGCAAAUACUAGACACGAUCCCAGCGUUCCGACUAAUGCAAAAGCUGACACAGCACCUUAAACCUCUUUUUAGUUUACCUGUUUAGUCUUUGUUGAAUAAUAAUCUGUUAUUUACUUCUGAAUGAGUUGAUUUCCCCCAAUCUAUGUAACCUGUAGUAUAUUUUUCUGAGUAACAAAGCAAAAAAAAACUUUUAUAAACCAUGUGAGCUAUGUAUUAAUCAGACAAUUCUGCAAUAUUCAAGCAAAAAA